Molecule: messenger RNA, 1710 nt
Organism: Cajanus cajan (pigeon pea)
Lineage: Eukaryota; Viridiplantae; Streptophyta; Magnoliopsida; Fabales; Fabaceae
Product: cytochrome P450 705A12
Molecular function (GO): oxidoreductase activity, acting on paired donors, with incorporation or reduction of molecular oxygen; iron ion binding; heme binding
Source: RefSeq, a predicted model, not a curated record
UUGAUGAAAUGAAGGCCACAUCCCACAACUCCCAACAUAAGAUAGUCACCAUAACAUGAUUGAGACACUCUUGUUCCUCUUCCUCUUGUCCCUUGUUCUAACAUACGCCUUCUUCUUCUUCUCUUCUUCCACUAAGAAUCUCCACCUUCCACCAAGUCCUCCAAGCGUUCCCCUACUGGGCCACCUCCACCUCCUCUCUCCAUCCCUCCACAACUCUCUCCACGCCCUCUCCUCCAAGCACGGCCCUCUCCUCCUCCUCCGCCUCGGCCCCUCCCGCCGCCUCCUGGUCGCCUCCUCGGCCGCGCUCGCCGCCGCCCUCUUCACGACCCACGACCUGGCCUUCUCCUCGCGCCCCGCCUUCGCCUUUGCGGAGAAGCUCCCCUUCGGCAGCGCCGGCUUCAUCACCGCCCCCUAUGGGCCCUACUGGCGCUUCAUGAAGAGGCUUUGCAUGACGGAGCUUCUCUCCGCGCGCCAGCUGGAGCGCUCCAAGAGGGUGAGGAGGGAAGAGAUUGAGCGUUCCCUCAGAAAUGUGUUGGAGAAGGCUCGGGACUGUGUUGCCCUUGACUUGGGCUCUCACUUCAUGAAAUUCACCAAUAAUGUCACUUGCAGGAUGGCAAUGAGCACCAGUUGUUCGGAUAACUGCGAGGAUGCUGAGAGGAUCAGGAAGCUGGUAAAGGAGACCUUUGAGCUAGCUGCGAAGCUUUGCUUUGGAGAUGUGUUGGGCCCUCUCAAGAUGUUGAGUUUCUGGGUUUAUGGGAAAAGGGCUUUGGAUGUGAGCACAAGGUACGAUGAAUUGUUGGAGAAGGUGCUCAAGGAACAUGAACACAAAAGAUUAUCAAGUGGAAAUGAGCAUUCUGGUGAUGAAAGUGAAAGGGAUUUGAUGGAUAUUCUAUUAGAUGUUUACCAUGAUGCUCAUGCAGAGUUCAAGAUCACAAGGACUCAUAUUAAAGCCUUCUUUCUGGACCUCUUCAUUGGAGGCACAGAAACAUCAGCAGAAGCAAUGCAAUGGGCAAUGGCUGAGCUCCUUAACCACCCUGAAGCAUUUCAAAGGGUGAGAAAGGAGAUAGAGUUAGUCACAGGCAAUGGUAGGCUAGUUGAAGAAUCAGAUAUCCCAAACAUGCCAUAUUUGCAAGCAGUUGUGAAGGAAACACUAAGACUUUAUCCACCAGGGCCAGUCACAACAAGAGAGUGUCGCCAACACUGCAAAAUAAACGGCUUUGAUGUGCCACCAAAAACAGCAGUGGCAAUAAACUUGUAUGCCAUAAUGAGGGACCCUGAUUCUUGGGACCAUCCAAAUGAGUUUAUCCCUGAAAGGUUCUUGCAAGAACAAGAUGAGGAUUGUUUAAGUGAUGAUGGUAAGAGAAUGAAGUUCAAUUUUGUGGCAUUUGGAGGUGGAAGGAGAGGGUGUCCUGGGACAACACUGGCAUUCAGCUUGAUGAACACUGCAAUUGCUGCCAUGGUGCAGUGCUUUGAUUGGAGAAUUGGUGAAGAUGGAAAAGGUGCAAAGGUUGAUAUGCAAUCAGGCUCUGGCAUGUCGUUGACCAUGGCUCACCCCCUUAUUUGUCUUCCCGUGCUACAUUUUAACCCUUAUGAUGUAUAAUUUUAUUAUUAUCAAUCAGUAUUCUUUGCCAAAUAUGGACGCAAUUUCUCAUCAAAGUUUCACAAACAUCUAAAUAUAUAUAAUGAAGACUUACCUGGAAAGAUCUUGUA